AUUUCGCAUUUGGAUUGUUAAUUUGUCGCGAUCAACAUGCAGGCGACAAGGAAGAUGACGGAGAAGGAUUGAUUACGCGAUUACUCUUCCAUUUCGUUCUUACCUCCUCCCGAUCAUUUAGGGUUAGGACGCCAUGGGGAGUCCUGCGGCGGCCAGGGCGUCUUCCUCUCCGCAACGGAAUCAGCAGCGGCUUCCUGGUACGACCGAGCAAGUUAGGGUCAAGCGGGAAACCAUUCAAACGGUACUGGAUCAGUGCCAGAGAGCGUUGAAACUUCUGGAGGAUCCCGACUUGAUCGUCGACGCGGAACCUGAUGUUAACUUCAGCGUUGAGGGGAAGGAGGAACCGCCGUUAUCGUUCUCCACAGCUGAUUCUGAUGCCGAUGCCGAUGCCGAUGCCCUAUGUGAAAUGGUUAAAUCUAGAGUUGAAUCGCAGAGCUUCCUCGAAAAGCUCGGGAGCACACAUAUUUCAGUUUCUCAGAGUGAUUCCGCGUGGGAAAUGGUUGGUACAGCAGAUUUAUGGGAGAAAAAACAAUUUGGUGCAGAAAACGAAAAUGACAACGAUGGUUUUGUUCUUGUUAACCAGGAAGAUAUAGUGGAGGGGAUCGUAAGUUUCAUGGCUGCAUACCUACUCUCACUUAAAGAAGCCAAAGAUUUAGCUCCUAACCAACUUCAAAAAGCACUGAGGAAGACGUUCUCCGUCAAGAAGGAGAAAAGCAAGCUUAUGAAGGCAUGGGAAGGGAGCCAAGUCAUUUAUAAUGUUACAUCGUGGGGUGCCACUGCGGUUGGAAUAUAUCAAAACCCGGCGAUCAUAAAGGCGGCGUCAGUGGCAAUUCUAUCAUCUUACCGGGCCGUAUCAAAGUUCCUAUGAAACACGGGUGCCGCUGCACAGGCUUAGGCAUUGUUUGGAAUAACAACCUAGAAUAACACAGGUUGUUAUUGUAAGAUUAUUUUUUAGUUAUUUCAAGGUAUGCUACUCUCAUGUAAAUGAUACUAACAAAAAUAUGAUUUGUUGGCAUUCUUUCUGGAGUGCUUAUUGUAUAUAUAUAUUUGCUUAACUUAUACAAAUAUUUGUGAAAUCUUAUAUAUUUCUGAUUC
Molecule: messenger RNA, 1095 nt
Organism: Phalaenopsis equestris
Lineage: Eukaryota; Viridiplantae; Streptophyta; Magnoliopsida; Asparagales; Orchidaceae
Exons: 7
Coding region: 134-868 (244 amino acids)
Source: RefSeq, a predicted model, not a curated record